UCUCGGAACAAGCUGCCAGAUGGUAUCAACACGUCCUCUCCGGAAGACGCGUGUUCCCGGUUGAUUUAAUAUUCAAGAAUUCGGCACCCAUAUUGGAUGCCACAGUUUUUGCUGUUUUGCAAAUUCCUUUUUUUCCUCGGAAACAGAAGAAAAGAAACUUUACUUUGUAUAGUGACACAUUGGAACGCUGUGAUUUGAAACAGAGGAUAGAAGUGUUUACAGGGUUUCAGUGCUGGAGAAAGCAAAAAUGUUAUAUCUUUCAGUACAAACAUUAUUCUCGCUUCUUGUUGACGGUGUAACAUUCUUAUUGUUUAUUGAAAGUGCUGAUUGAGUGUCUUAUUGAUUACGCGUUUGUCAGAAGUGAUUAAGAAAAAAAAAUUUGGAGGAUGAUACAUUGUGUUAGUGGUGAAGUAAAGAAAAUUUCAAAUGUUAUGGAUGAAGGAAUAUAUGAUCAUCAGAACACAAUUUAAAGAACUAGGAAUAACAUUCGGAUUGACCUAUAUCCACGUGAAAUAUUCACCUUAAGGAAUUUUAAGGACUAAAAGCAAUUCAUCAAGAUGAAUGUUCAACCAACCAAGUACACCGGUCUGGUGGCGGACCUAAUGCCCAACAUCCGGCUGAUGCAGGGUGUCGGCCAUUUUCUGUUUCGCUACGUGUCCGGACCGAUAUUCAUCCGCAAGGUGUACUCCUGGUGGAAUCUGAUCAUGAUACUGCUACAAUUUGCGUCCAUAGUGGGAAACUUGAUACUGAACAUGGACGACGUGAACGAGUUGACGGCGAAUACGAUUACGACCCUGUUUUUCACCCAUUCGGUGACCAAAUUCAUCUUCUUUGCUAUCAACUCGGAAAACUUCUACCGGACGCUUGGUAUAUGGAACCAGCCAAAUGCCCACCCACUGUUUGCGGAGUCCGAUGCCCGGUACCAUUCUAUUGCGUUGGCCAAGAUGAGAAAGUUGCUCGUCAUGGUUAUGGCGACCACCGUACUCUCGGUCGUGGCCUGGGUCACGAUUACAUUCUUCGGCGAGAGCGUGAAAAAUGUGAUGGAUAAGGAAACCAACGAAACGUACACGGUGGAAAUUCCAAGGCUCCCCAUUAAAGCAUGGUACCCUUGGGACGCGAUGAGCGGCGCGCCGUACGUUUUCUCCUUCAUUUAUCAGAUUUAUUUCCUGCUCUAUUCAAUGUGCCAGUCCAACCUGGCCGAUGUUCUAUUCUGCUCCUGGCUGCUGUUUGCUUGCGAACAACUUCAACAUUUGAAGGGUAUCAUGCAGCCGCUGAUGGAACUUUCCGCCUCUCUGGAUACCUAUCGUCCCAACUCGGCCGCCCUGUUCCGUGCUAUUUCCGCCGGGUCCAAAUCUGAACUGAUUAUAAACGAAGAGAAAGAUCCCGAUAUGAAGGACUUCGAUCUGAGUGGUAUCUACAGUUCGAAAGCGGAUUGGGGCGCUCGAUUCCGGGCUCCAUCAACGUUGCAGACAUUCGGAGAAAAUGGCAUGAACGGAAAUCCUAAUGGACUCACUCGUAAACAGGAGAUGAUGGCUCGGAGUGCGAUCAAAUACUGGGUCGAAAGGCACAAGCAUGUGGUUAGACUCGUCUCGGCAAUCGGUGAUACGUAUGGAGCGGCCCUAUUGCUGCACAUGUUGACCUCGACCAUCAAACUGACCCUGUUGGCUUACCAGGCCACCAAGAUCGAUGGGCUCAACGUGUAUGGACUGACCGUCAUCGGUUACCUAGUGUAUGCGUUGGCACAGGUCUUUCUAUUCUGCAUCUUCGGCAAUCGGCUUAUUGAGGAGAGUUCAUCGGUGAUGGAGGCUGCCUACUCAUGCCACUGGUAUGAUGGGUCAGAAGAGGCGAAAACAUUCGUCCAGAUUGUGUGCCAACAGUGCCAGAAGGCAAUGACUAUUUCGGGAGCCAAGUUUUUCACCGUGUCGCUGGAUUUGUUUGCUUCGGUCCUGGGAGCUGUGGUUACCUAUUUCAUGGUGCUGGUGCAGCUGAAGUAAACACACCGCAGAUGGCAAUUUAUUGGACUGCUUUUUAUUGAAACAAUUUUCCUAUAUAUCAACUACCAUUGACGAACAAAAACGGCAAUACAUGACAUGUAGCAAAUCAAUCGCUUCAAGUGACACAUAUAGUUGUUGAAUAUUUUAUAGAGAUAGAAUAAAGUUUGUUUGGCAACAGCAGGUAA
Toxorhynchites rutilus septentrionalis is the source of this 2179-nucleotide messenger RNA. RefSeq names its product odorant receptor coreceptor (gene Orco). Bases 558 to 1994 code for a protein of 478 amino acids. Gene Ontology annotation, cellular component: plasma membrane. The transcript is spliced from 9 exons. The record is from RefSeq and is a predicted model, not a curated record. Gene Ontology annotation, biological process: sensory perception of smell; detection of chemical stimulus involved in sensory perception of smell. Gene Ontology annotation, molecular function: odorant binding; olfactory receptor activity. Lineage: Eukaryota; Metazoa; Arthropoda; Insecta; Diptera; Culicidae.